AUGGCAGAAUCACCAAACACUAAAAGUCCUACAGGCCGUCUGAGAGUCGGCAAGAUCGGUACUUCAAACCUUGUUAAUCAAGAAACCAUUAUGAAAAGUCUGGCAGUUUCCCUAGCUUCUAGAGUUUCAGGAUCAAUCUAAGAAUCUUUUAUCAAUUAGAAGAACUCACCUGAGCUAUUUCAAGGGAGUUACUCUGAAAGAAUAUCGAAUUUGCAAACUAAAAUCAAUUCUCAAAUUACUGACUUAGACAACAGGCUAGAUUCCAUCCUAGAAAAGCAUGAAAAAGAUUUUCUGACUGCUUAUAGGUAUCAUAUGUUGAAAGUACAAAAAGAACUUGUAACAAUGAAACAAAAGGCUAAUGAGAAUGAGUUAAAGACUCAAUAAGAAUCUAGAAUAAAUGAUCUUGAGAAGGAAACCAACAAAUACAGGUCCCUCUGUGUUCAAUUAAGGUAAAAGUGUGAUCAAUAAGAAAAGAGACUUGAACAGCUGAGAUAAUUUAUUGAUGAGCUAGAGGAUGAUAGAAAAUUCCUGGACUAUGAAAUCAGAGACUCGAGAUUAUAAAACAAGAUGCUCAAGAUAACUCUUUCUAAGUAGCAUAACCAGUGUGAAGAGAUAAACAUUCUAAAUCAAACUACUAGAGAAGAGAUUUCAGAGUUCAACAAUCUGCAUCUAAGUAACGUCAACAAAAGUCACUUUGUUCAAUAGAGAACCUAAAAUAUCCUUGAUAUCCAAGAUCAGCAGCAAUUGAUAUAGACUACUAGACAGUUCGAGAAAAGUAAGGAAAAUCAAUAGCAGCAUUAGAUGUCAAUGUUCUAGGAUAAGGCGACCACUGACAUGACAACAACUAGAAACUUUAAUCCAGGUCACAACAUCUCCUAUUAAACUCAGCAGUAAGCUCUGGAAUAGGUAAACUUUAAUGGAAGUCCCAAAAAGAAUCUAUUUCAAGAGGGAUCUGUAGUAGAAGAAGAAGACGAGGAAACAAUACAAUAAAAUUAAUAGACAAUCAAGCAGGUUAACUCGGGGAUUAUGCAAUCUACCAAUAAUAACAAUAACAAUAUGUUUACUACCUUUAUGAAUAAGCCUAACACCCACCUUGAUGCUUAAGAAACUCUUCAAGACUAGCAGACUAAUGAUGAGGGACUCAUGAACUUUUAAGAUCAAGACUCUCUAAACUAGGAAAAUCUUAUAAUGCAAAACAGUCUUUAGAAUGAUUAGUAGAAGAAGCUUAAAUACAUGUCAAGAAUUACACAUGGCUUUAAAGAGGGAGCAGGCCCAAGUGAUAUGAAAAAGACUUUCUUAUAUAAUGCCAAGUUCACUCAGUAAUUAUUUGACAUUAUUGAAGCUACAAACAAGGAUAACAAGCCUACUGCUUACAUGGUUGAAUAACUAUUCAAAGACAAUGCUCAAAGAAGGGAAGAUAUGAUACAAAAUCUGAGAGAUAAACUGGAGAGAUAAAAGUAAAUCAACUAAAUGAAGGAAAUACAAGUCAGAUAGUAAAAGCAGUUAGUUUCUUAGAAGAAGGAAUCUGAGAUAUUAGUAAAAACAUUUAAAAAUUGCAUUGAGGCUGUAAUUCUUGACAAAAAGGAUAGACUUAAUUUAAACAAUCUUACUAAAGAGGAUCUAUACUCCUCAGAUAAGAAGAGAACGCUAGAACUAUUCGUGGAAAACGAUAAUACUCUGAGUCAUCUUUUGGAAUUUAUUUCAGGUAAACUCAUAGACUAAGAUCACUCUGCACCAUAAUCAGAGACCUCUUCUUAAAAAGAAUCACAGUAGUCAAACUAAAACAGAAGACCACAUUACAUACUAAAUAAUAUGAAUUAAAAGAGAAACAUAGCUAAUUCUCAACUUUCAGGUACCGGAGAAAUUAAAGGCUAAGAUGUAAAUAAAAAUCUAAACAAUAUACAGCAGAAUUAGUCAACGAUUAAUCACUAUAACUUGCAUAUUCCUGUGAAAUCAUUUUCUACUGAACUAUAGUCUUCACUGUAUUAUUCUUAGCACCAACAUAAUAGACUCAAAUAAAUGAAUAUAAGCCAGCCUACAGAGUAUGAUGGGGAGUAUCAAGCAAUUGCUUCUAAAAAUAUUGAUCCGUUAAUGAUGACUAGUAGUUAAAGGGAUUCCACAAAUAGAAAUUAAUUGAUGGAUCAGACUCAUAAUAUAACAUCAAGGGCUACUUUAAGAUUGGCUGGUUAAGCAUCCAUUAGUAAAAGUUCUAAUAGGUCAGUUACUUCUUCCUAAAAAAUAAUGUGA
This is a messenger RNA of Stylonychia lemnae, 2247 nucleotides long. The record is from the annotation of a GenBank genome assembly. Lineage: Eukaryota; Ciliophora; Spirotrichea; Sporadotrichida; Oxytrichidae.